CAUGAUAAUUGUAGUUCGCAUUCACCAGUCGCGUGAUGAACGCGUACAGCACAUAGGAUUGUUUUCUUAAUUGUUUUAUGGCCGCUUGAAUCAUUCGUUUUGAAUAAUAAACAUGGUGACUUUGAAUGUUGAGGAUUUUGGACAGCAUCAUGGAGAGACGGUUUCAAAAUUCACGUGGAGGGCGUCUGAUGGCUUCUCAGUGUCCGUCAUUUCAUAUGGGGCUACCAUACAGUCAAUUCAGGUACCGGACAAAUACGGAAUCACCAGUGACGUUGUUCUGGGCUUUGACGAACUCGACGGGUACGUGAACAGAAACACACCGUACUUAGGGACCACGGUCGGUCGCUGUGCCAACAGGAUCGGCGGAGCAAAAUUCAGCAUCGACGGCACGACUUAUCAACUCGCUAACAACAUUGGGAAAGAUCAUUUACAUGGCGGGAUUAAUGGAUUUAAUAAGGCGAAUUGGAAUUCCACCGUUGACGGUACUAAAGUGAUAUUUAGUUAUCUAUCAAAGGACGGCGAAGAAGGAUACCCGGGUGAUCUUAUUACUAACAUUACUUAUGAAGUUACCGAGGACAAUGCCUUGCAUGUCGACUUUAUGUCGACGACAACUAAAAAGACCGUUGUAAAUCUGACGAACCAUUCGUAUUUUAAUUUGGCUGGCCACGAUACUGGUGUCCAAGAGAUCUACAACCAUAUCUUUGUUAUAAACGCUGACAAGAUCACGGAGACGGAUUCUGGAUCAAUUCCGACUGGUGGUUUUAUAAGCGUAGGAGGAACGCCCUACGAUCUUCGCGUCCCAACUAAACUCGGCGACGUCAUAAAUAAAACUGGGAACGGUUUCGAUGACAACUUCUGCAUCUCAACGUACACAAAUAAAUCAUUAAAUUUCGUGUCUCGGAUCCUUCAUCCAUCAUCGGGACGCACUCUCGAAGUCUACAGCGAUCAGCCCGGAGUCCAGUUUUACACCUCUAACUCCCUCCCUGCUCCUCAAGAGUCUGCUCUGGUUGGUAAACAGGGAGUUGGCUACAGACGUCACGGCGCGUUCUGUCUCGAGACCCAAAAUUACCCGGACGCUGUCCAUCACACGAAUUUCCCGAGAGCAGUUCUGUAUCCUGGCGAAGUGUAUAAACAUAAAGUGGUGUACAGAUUUGCCGCUCAAAAGCUGCAGUAUCCUAUUGUUUUGCCUGCGUGAACUUUGCUAUGAGCACGAUUUCGAUGACCUAAUAAACAAACUGCAUUCUUGAAA
Messenger RNA from Bombyx mandarina (wild silkworm), 1249 nucleotides. Its product is annotated as galactose mutarotase. Gene Ontology annotation, biological process: beta-D-galactose catabolic process via UDP-galactose, Leloir pathway; glucose metabolic process. Gene Ontology annotation, molecular function: carbohydrate binding; aldose 1-epimerase activity. The record is from RefSeq and is a predicted model, not a curated record. NCBI's taxonomy places the organism in Eukaryota, Metazoa, Arthropoda, Insecta, Lepidoptera, Bombycidae.